Molecule: messenger RNA, 6516 nt
Organism: Sorex araneus (European shrew)
Lineage: Eukaryota; Metazoa; Chordata; Mammalia; Eulipotyphla; Soricidae
Gene: ASAH2
Product: N-acylsphingosine amidohydrolase 2
Exons: 23
Coding region: 577-2889 (770 amino acids)
Biological process (GO): ceramide catabolic process; sphingosine biosynthetic process; long-chain fatty acid biosynthetic process
Cellular component (GO): extracellular region
Molecular function (GO): N-acylsphingosine amidohydrolase activity
Source: RefSeq, a predicted model, not a curated record
CCUUCCAAGGAUGGUGCAAGAUUUUGCCUCCGAGCAAGCUCAGCUUGGGGUGCACCCUGCUCCAAGUGUGAGUCAGCAAACAAGUAGUUAACUUGACACGCCUUGGCUUCCCGGGUUUGAGCAUCCAGCUUCCAAGAGUUAACCUGCAGCACGGCUCUGAAUAGCUGGGGCAGAGGAUACAAAAACGUCUGGCGCGCGGGCUCCCUAGGAGGAAUGACACACGGUUUUGAAGAAGCAGCUGCUGCAGCAGGUCUAGUUACCAGGGUCACUGCAACAGUGGAAGAGAGAUCGUGGAGAACUGACUGCCUUUACGUUAAAUUCUUCGGUCCCACAUACACCUAUCUGUGACUCACAGCCCAUUGACGAGGGCCCUGAAGAGCAGAAGCAUCCUGUGUGCAUGAAGGGAUGGAGAACUGGCGAUAAAUGACUGCUGAAGUCUCCACCACAGAGACUACGGAUACUGGAGAGCUCCGAGCAGUCAAACAAGCAAAGUUCACAGCAGAAGGACUCAUCAUUCUGAGAAACUGCUUGUCAUACCGGGAUGCAAGUUUCUUUUGAGUGAUCGAAUCAGGAGACAUGGCCAAGCGCACCUUUUCCACACUGGAGAUAUUCCUCAUUUUUGUCCUUGUGAUGAUGACUGCGAUCACAGUGGCUCUUCUCAGCCUCUUGUUUAUCACCAGUGGGACCAUUGAAAAUCAUAAAGAUUCAGUGUUCCCAGCCACUCAGAACCCUUCCACCACUGUCAGUUCCACAACCCGCACAACCACUCAUGGUUCAGUCCCCACCACCAGCACCGAGACUCCAAAGACUACAGCGACUACCACCCCAGAGCCGCCUCUGUUUCAGAACUUCAGUGGCUACCAUAUUGGUGUUGGGCGAGCUGACUGCACAGGACAGGUGUCUGAAAUCAAUUUGAUGGGUUACAGCAAAUCUGGUCAGAAAGCUCGGGGCCUCCUCACCAGACUAUACAGUCGUGCUUUCAUCAUGGCAGAACCUGAUGGGUCAAAUCGAACCGUGUUUGUCAGCAUCGAUAUAGGCAUGGUUUCCCAACGACUCAGGCUGGAGGUCUUGAAUAGACUGAAGAGUAAAUAUGGCAACCUGUAUAGAAGAGACAAUGUUAUCCUGAGUGGCACUCACACACACUCCGGUCCGGCUGGAUAUUUCCAGUAUACCAUCUUUGUAAUUGCCAGUGAAGGAUACAACAAUCGAACUUCUGAGUUCAUGGUCUCUGGCAUUGUGAAGAGCAUUGAGAUAGCACACAGAAACCUGAAACCAGGCAAAAUCCUUAUCAAUAAAGGAAUUGUGAAUGGGACCCAGAUCAAUCGAAGCCCUACUUCUUACCUUCAGAAUCCAGAGUCAGAGAGAUCAAGGUAUUCUUCAGAUGUAGACAAGGAAAUGGUGGUCUUAAAAAUGGUAGAUCUGAAUGGAAAUGACCUGGGUCUUUUAAGCUGGUUCGCUAUCCACCCAGUCAGCAUGAACAAUACCAAUCAUCUUGUAAAUAGUGACAAUGUGGGCUAUGCGGCUUACCUUCUGGAGCAAGAUAAAAACAAAGGAUAUCUACCUGGAGAGGGACCUUAUGUAGCAGCAUUUGCAUCAUCAAAUCUAGGAGAUGUAUCUCCCAAUAUUCUUGGACCCCAUUGUGUCAAUACAGGAGAUUCUUGUGACAAUGCCAAUAGUUCUUGUCCUGUUGGUGGGCCGAACAUGUGCAUGUCCCAGGGACCUGGGGAGAAUAUGCUUGACAGCACACAAAUCAUAGGGCGGAUCUUAUAUCAGAGAGCAAAGGAACUGUCUGCCUCUGCCUCCCAGGAGGUGACUGGACCCCUGGCUUCAGCCCAUCAGUGGGUGAACAUGACGGACGUCACUGUCAGGGUCAAUAGCUCACACAGUGUAAAAACAUGUAAACCAGCAUUGGGCUACAGUUUUGCAGCUGGCACAAUUGAUGGAGUUGGAGGCCUCGAUAUUCCGCAGGGGACACUGGAAGGGAUUCCAUUUUGGGAUACUAUUCGUGAUCAAAUACUGGGCAAACCAUCUGUAGAAAUCACAGAAUGCCAUAAACCAAAACCAAUCCUUCUUCAUACUGGAGAGUUGUUAAAGCCUCAUCCCUGGCACCCAGAGAUUGUUGAUGUUCAGAUUAUUACUCUUGGGUCUUUGGCCAUUGCUGCCAUUCCUGGGGAACUUACGACCAUGUCUGGACGAAGACUUAGGGAGGCAGUUCAAGAAGAAUUUGCAUCUAAUGGAAGGCAGAAUAUGACCGUUGUUAUUUCUGGUCUAUGCAACGUCUAUACACAUUAUGUUGCCACCUAUGAAGAGUACCAGGCUCAGCGGUAUGAGGCAGCAUCUACCAUUUAUGGACCACAUACUCUGUCUGCUUACAUCCAGCAAUUCAGAAUCCUGGCCAAAGCCAUUGCUACGGACACAGUAGCUGACUUGAGCAGUGGUCCAGAGCCUCCAUUUUUCAAGCAACUGAUAAUCCCAUUAACUCCUAAUGUUGAUGACAAUGUACCAAUAGGCAAAAAAUUUGGGGAUGUCCUGCAGCCAACAGAAUCUCAAUAUAGAGUGGGAGAAAUUGCUGAAGUUACAUUUGUAGGUGCCAACCCAAAGAAUUCUGCAGAAAAUCGAACCUAUGAUACCUUCCUCACUGUGGAGAAAUAUGAGGCCACUUCAAAAGCCUGGCAGGUGGUGCAUAAUGAUGCCUCGUGGGAAACUCGUUUCUAUUGGCACAAGGGACUCGCAGGUCAUAGUAAUGCAACAAUACAGUGGCAUAUUCCAGACGCUGCCCAGCCUGGAACAUACAGAAUCCGAUACUUUGGACACUCACGGAAGCAGGGAUUUUUCAAGCCAACACUCCUUCCAUUUGAAGGCACUUCUUCCAAUUUCGAAGUUGUUUGAUGUGAAGAAAAGUUGAACAAUCAUUUGAAGAAUAGCUAUACUAUAUAUAAUUUAUAUAGUUAACUUUAUGUGAAUAUAAAUUAUUAUGUUAAAUACCGUAAUUGUCCCUAUAUAGGGACAGAUUAUUUACUGCUAAUGGAACAUGUGUUUCUCUGUGUGUGUGUAUGUGAGAGAGAGAGAGAGAAAAAGAGAGAGAGAGAGAGACCAUAAGGUAUGUCAAUGUCCCAUUUGAUAGUUGUGCUAGCAGCUUCUUACCUUGGGAUCCAUAACUUUAUGAUGUUGAAAGAAAUAGUUUCCCUCAAUCUGAAAUCACUGAAAUGUUUGUAAAAGUUGCUAACGAUGUGUAAACAAUGUUUAACUAGUUUACUUACAAAAUAAUUAAAUGUUGGCACAGAAACCUCUUAAGAGAUGAUUUAGCUUGAUUACAACUACAGAAGGGAAAAAAUGAAGUUUUAUGGAUUUAAAUAAGCCUGAAUCUACAAAACCUUUCCCCAUUGCCACAUUUAAAAAGUGUUACUUAAAAAAUAUUGAUUAUCCUGAGUAUCCAGAACCUUUCCCCAUUGGCACAUUUAGAAAGCACUACUUAAAAAAUAUUGGCCAGUAAUAUGUAAGCCCAAUUAGAGAAAAUGAGCAUGUUAAUCAUCUGCAUUGAGCAUAGUUUCUUAAGGUAGUUACCCUGGAGUUGACUUGAAUCCAGAGUUGUUAAUGCUCCAAACAUUUCUAGGAUUACUUUCAAACCCUAUUAUGAGAAUGUCAAACUUGUAACAUUUUAAUCAUGCCUUGUAUUUUUCUAAGUGCCCUUUGCCAUGAAAUUAUAUCUUUUCUUCCGAAGAUCUGAUCUAUGUAAUUUUUGACUGUUUGCACAAAUUAUGUUUACUACCAAGUGACAAAGCUUUGCCAUUAUUAUAGAUAUUAAAAUGGAGGUAUAUUGGCUUUGGAGAAAGUCUUCAAAGAUAACAUUCUAAAUUCAUCAUUCAAUUACUUUUAUCACUCGAACGUUUUAUCAUGACCUGUUGAAUCAUAAAAUACUUAAGUUAAUCUCAUAUAGUGUAGCAACUAGUGAGAUAUUUGAGGUGAAAGUAUUAAUUUCUAAAGGUUACUAUUUUGAAUGAGAAAAUAGUGUGUAUAAAUCCUGGUAAGGCAAUUCAAAAUCAAUCAUCGCUAAGUCACUUGUGUAUUAUCCAUAUUGGGUACUUUUCAUUUGGAGUUCAGAGGCACCAGACUACUUGCAAAAGCUAUCUUGAAAAUUAUUUUAUGGUCUUGUGGACUACUCAUCUGAGACAUGUAACCUGGCACAGAUUGCCUGAAAUUGCUAAUUGCAUUUGAAAUUGUUCAAAUUAAUUUGAAACUCCCAGGGUGCAAAGUAAAUUUCUGAAAAGUAAGGAAUGCUUUUGUUUGUGUGUAAAAGCUUUUUAGCAUUUAAAAAGAAAUGCAAUUUAAUUUCCAAAAGAAGCUCCAGCAUUUUAAAAUGAUGGCAAUAUUAGUAACAAUAAUACCAACCUCCAUAUAUGUGUGGCUUAACCAUUUGAACAUGCAAUAGUGCACUAAGAAGAACCUGGAACACUUUCUAACAAGCGGUUACUUGAAAGUCAAUUUUUUGGCCCUUUGCUCAGGAGUGAUCCCUGGCAAUUCUCAGGGGAUUAUGUGCUGUGCUGGGGAUCAAACCAGGGUUGACUACUUGCAAGGCAAGCACCUUAAACCCUGGUAUCAUUUCUCUGGCCUCAAAUCUGAAUUUUCAAGAGUUGUAUAGUGAUCACUAUAUCCUGAAGACACAUCAGAAUUUAGUGGAAAGCUUUGGAGGCUAAAAAGUGCAGGUGGUUCUGAAAAUUGUUGAUUCCAGAUAGGUAAAUUAGACUAGAACUGAUAUGAUUUUUAAAGCAUUUUUCAUGACUCCAGAAGAGUUUAUAAGUUAUUUUCUACCUUCUCCGGUCUUCCCAUUAAACUUUCCUCAGUCACCAUGUGAUUUCCUAUUGUUUACAUGUAACCAUGCUGAGGCAUCUGCUAUAGUGCACACCUCUGCUAAACUGCUAAUCCUUCUGUAACCAGUCCCCUGUCUACCUGUAUUUUUGGUCCCAAGUAAGCCACAGAAAACUGUUUUCUCACUAGCCUUCCAACUUCCAAUCCAUGCAGAUCUAUUUCUGGAAGUUUAUGGUUUUCACAUGAGAUUAAAGAGCACUGCAAAAAGAGGGCUACUCUAAAUCUUCAUGAAUUUAGAACAUUCAUCAUCAUCAUCAUCAUCCCGCUGAUCUUCCGUUGAUCGUCGAAUUUCUCGAGCAGUCUCAGUAACGUCUCCAUUUGUCCUAUCCCUGAGAUUUUAGAAGCCUCUCUUUACUCUGCCUUCCCAAUGAUGCUGUAUUGGAGACUCUUUCAGGGUAAGGGGAAUGAGACCCAGCUUGUUAAUGGCUUUGGCAUAUAAAUACACCAUGGGAAGCUUGCAAGGCUGUCCCAUGUGGGCAGGAAACACUCAGUAGCUUGCCAGUUUCUCCCAUAGGGAGAAGUAGGUUAUAAGUGCUUCUGGGAGCUUACUUUUAAGUGUUUGGAUGUUGGCCAUUGAUGGGAUUACACACACCUGGGUUCCUCUGCCGGUUCCUUCAUGUGUGAGGCUUGUCUGAGGAUGUGGAGAGGGGCCUUGAGCAUAGCUGUGGCUAGGUUCCGGAGGUCUUAGGCUUUGCUCAGGGCGGAGAGGGAAGCUGGAGCCCAUCCCCUCCGAGGGGCCCCGGGGAAGACAUCCAGGCACGUGGGCAAGAGACUCAGAAUAUUUAGAAUAUUAUGAACAAUUUUUGUAACUGUAUGUGAUGGUGAUUUAAUAAAAAUAAAUAAAUCUCAGACAUCCAAAGUCAUUUUUACCAUCAUUCCUCCAGAAACCUUUUCAUAUUAGACCAUAUUCAUGGUCUACUUGCUGUGCACACAUGCACACAUAAUUACCUUUUAACUAAUAUAAUUUUUUGGGUGGUGGGCUUCUGUGUUCAGGGAUGACUCCUGGCUGUGUGCUCAGGAAUCAUCCCUGGUGGUACUGAGGGAACAUAUGGAGUGUGCAUAAUUAAACCUGAAUUGGCAGAGUACAAGGCAAGUAUACCUGCUGUACUAUCUCUCUAGCUCAAAUAUUCCCUAAGUUCAUAAUAUUCAUAAUAUUUUUUUUGUUCAUCACUGUCACUGUCACUGUCUUCCCGUUGUUUGUCAAUUUACUCAAGCGGGCACCAGUAAUGUCUCUAUUACUCCCAGCCCUGAGAUUUUAGCAGCCUCUCCUUACUCGUCUUUACCAACAAUUGGAGGCUCUUUCAGGGUCAGGGGAAUAAGACCUAUCGUUAUUGUUUUUGGCAUAUUGUUCAUAAAAGCACACAAAUCUUUAUUAGUGGUUACUUGUGGGAAUGGCUCAUUGGAGCCAAAUUUCUGAAACUGGAAGAGAUUAUGGAAGACUGGGGACUGUGUUUGAGGGAGAAGUUUGGGCAAGAUAUUUUUUCUCAUAACAAAUCGUUAUUAUUUUUAUUACCUGCAUAUGCUGAAUUUAAGGAUCCUAUGACUUCUUCAAAAAAAAAGCACUGAAUCAUACCUCUGUAUUUUACAGAGUAUUAUGUAAAUUGUCACUAUUCAAUGGGAUACUUAAUAAUAAAUAAAUAAAUUUGAGAA